AUGGAUGUGACUUUGUUAGGUCCUUUGAAUUUUGACUAUACAAGGUCUAGAGGGAGCAAGCCAGUGCUAGUGUUGAACCCAUUUUCAUGGACAAAGGUUUCAAAUGUCAUAUACUUGGACACACCUGUUGGUGCUGGAUUUUCAUAUGCAAAAAAUUCUGAUGCCUACAAAACAAGUGAUACAUUAUCAUCAAAACAUGUCCAUGAUUUUCUCAGAAAGUGGGUAAGGGAUCAUCCGAGAUUCAUCAACAAUCCCCUGUACAUUGCUGGUGUAUCCUACUCUGGCAUAGUUGUUCCAAUUAUUGCUCAAGAGAUUUACAAUGGUAAUGAAGCUGGGAAUAAACCGCAUCUUAACAUUAAUGGAUACAUUAUCGGAAAUCCUCUAACCGAUAGAGAUACAGACUUCAACUCCAGGAUCCCAUAUGCCAAUCGAUUUGCACUUCUAUCUGAUCCACUUUUCCAGUCUGCGAAAGAAAAUUGUUUGGGUGACUACUUGAAUCCUGCAAAUUCAUUAUGUGCUAGAGACCUUAGCGAAGUGGACGAGUGCCUCAUGUUUAUAAACGCUUACAACAUAUUAGAACCUAGUUGUGGUUCAUUUGAGGGUACUCGCGGAGCUUCAAGCCCCCUGCGAUUGCUUCAACUGCAGCAGACAGGGUGUCGAGUAAUUAUUUAUCUUUCUGUAGUCGCAGAAUGA
Molecule: messenger RNA, 693 nt
Organism: Daucus carota subsp. sativus
Lineage: Eukaryota; Viridiplantae; Streptophyta; Magnoliopsida; Apiales; Apiaceae
Product: serine carboxypeptidase-like 17
Exons: 8
Coding region: 1-693 (230 amino acids)
Biological process (GO): proteolysis; secondary metabolic process
Molecular function (GO): acyltransferase activity, transferring groups other than amino-acyl groups; serine-type carboxypeptidase activity
Source: RefSeq, a predicted model, not a curated record